UCUGUGGCAGAAGAUGUGAUGUCUCAUGUACAAUUCCAUCCGAAAGAUCAAGUCAUGGAACAGCUAUUCGCUUCUGUUGUUGGUCGAAGUGAUUCAUCUUCAUGGAAGCCGAAUCUUGAUAUGAUGAAUAUGCUAUCAUCGUUUAUGCGAAGGGAACAGCCUUAG
This is a messenger RNA of Cylicostephanus goldi, 165 nucleotides long. The record is from the annotation of a GenBank genome assembly. NCBI's taxonomy places the organism in Eukaryota, Metazoa, Nematoda, Chromadorea, Rhabditida, Strongylidae.